CGGAGAGGAUCAGUGUUGGUGACUGUGGCUGGGCUUGAGAAGUAUUUGGUUUCUUCAAGCACUUGUCCAGUAUAGACGUUUAAAAAUGGCAUCCAAACAAGAAAUAAUGAGUGAUCAGCGGUUUACCCGAGUUACUAAGGACCCAAGAUUUUGGGAAAUGCCAGAAAAAGAUAGAAAAGUCAAAAUUGGCAAGAGAUUUCGAGCCAUGUUUCAUGACAAAAAGUUCAAAUUGAACUAUGCCGUGGAUAAAAGAGGGCGCCCCAUCAACCACAGCACUACAGAGGACUUGAAACGCUAUUAUGACCUUUCAGAUUCUGAUUCAGAUCUCUCCGAGGAAGACAGCAAAACAUUGAACCAAAAGAAAAUGAAGAAGAAAAAAUCCCAGACUGCAAAAGGAAUAAUCAAAAAUCUAUAUGAGGAGAAAAGGAAAAACAAAGAAACCAAGAAAAUUAAUCAAAAGGAUUCUGGAAAUAAACAUGAAUUAGAUAAUUCUGAAAGAAUUCAGAAAAUGAAAAAUUCAUGUAAGUCCAAGAAGACAUAUGCAAAAGAAAGUCCCAAGAAGGAUUGUGAAGAAUUUACACAAAAAAGUACCAAAGACAAAAAAGACAUUGUUCUGCAUAGUACUGACUUGUCUCUCAGAGAAAAACUAAGGACGGUAGAUGCUGGCAUCACUGAAACUGUAAAAUCUCCCAAGGUCAAGUGCUUUGAGACAAGAAGAGAAAUGCCGUCAGUGGUUCCUCUCAUAAUGGGAGGAGACAGUGAGGAAAACACAACAGAUGGUGAAACGUUUGAUAAAGAUGCUCCGGAGAAAGGUUCAGAAAGUGCUAGUGAAAUGGAAGAUGAUGAAGACUCUGAAGAUGAAAUAGGGGUUGGUAGCACUUCAGAUGAUGAUGGCGACAAUGAAGAUGAAGAUGAGGAAGAUGAGGAGGAUGCGGAGGAUGAAGAUGAAAGUGACAGUGGCCCUGACCUUGGGGGUAAAGGAAAUAUAGAAACUAGUUCUGAAGAUGAAGAAGAUAUGGCAGAUUUACUUCCAGAGGAAUCCGGUUUUGAGCAUGCUUGGAGAGAGUUAGAUAAAGAUGCUCCUCGGGCUGACGAGAUUACACGUCGAUUAGCAGUUUGCAACAUGGACUGGGAUAGACUAAAGGCAAAAGAUUUGCUGGCUCUGUUUAAUUCAUUUAAACAAGGGGGUGUUAUAUUUUCUGUGAAGAUUUAUCCUUCGGAGUUUGGAAAGGAGAGGAUGCAGGAAGAGCAAGUUCAAGGACCAGUAGAAUUAUUAAGCAUUCCUGAAGAUGCCCCUGAAAAGGACUGGGCCUCUAGAGAAAAACUGAGAGAUUAUCAGUUCAAGUGACUGAAGUACUAUUAUACAGUAGUAGACUGUGAUUCUCCUGAAACAGCCAGUAAAAUUUAUGAGGAUUGUGAUGGCCUGGAAUUCGAAAGUAGUUGUUCUUUCAUAGAUCUAAGGUUUAUACCAGAUGAUAUUGCUUUUGAUGAUGAGCCCAAGGACAUAGCCUCAGAAGUGGAUUUAACAGCAUAUAAACCAAAAUAUUUCACAUCUGCUGCAAUGGGAACGUCUACGGUGGAGAUCACUUGGGAUGAGACUGAUCACGAAAGAAUUACAACACUCAAUAAGAAGUUUAAAAAGGAGGAGCUUUUGGACAUGGAUUUUCAAGCCUACUUAGCUUCCUCUAGUGAAGAUGAAGAGGAGCUAGAAGAGGAGCUACAAGGUGAUGAUGGAAUCAAUGAAGAGGAUGGUGGGAAGACAAAGAAAAGUCAAAAAGAUGAUGAAGAACAAAUUGCUAAAUAUAGGCAGCUUUUGCAAGGUAUUCAAGAAAAAGAAACGAAAGGCAAAGAAAACAACAUGGAAAUGGAAAUUAAGUGGGUUCCAGGUCUUAAAGAGAGUGCAGAAGAGAUGGUCAAAAACAAAUUAGAAGGAAAGGAUAAACUGACUCCUUGGGAACAAUUCUUAGAGAAGAAGAAAGAGAAAAAAAGACUGAAAAAGAAGCAAAAGGCUUUUGCUGAAGAGACCAGUGAAGACGACCUUCCCUCCGAUGUUGAUUUGAAUGACUCAUACUUUGCUGAAGAAGUUAAAAAAACAGGUAUAAAGAAAAAAUCAAUGAAAUCUACAAAAUAUGGCACAUCUCCUGAGGAAGAAACUGAAAUAGAAAAACAAAAGGCUGAAAUGGCUUUGCUUAUGAUGGAUGAGGAGGAAGACAGCAAGAGACACUUCAAUUACAACAAGAUUGUGGAACAUCAGAAUCUGAGCAAAAAGAAGAAAAAACAGCUCAUGAAAAAGAAGGAAUUAUUAGAGGAUGACUUUGAGGUAAAUGUUAAAGAUGCACGGUUUCAAGCAAUGUAUACUUCCUACUUGUUCAAUUUGGAUCCCUCAGAUCCCAAUUUCAAGAAAACAAAAGCUAUGGAAAAAAUCCUUGAGGAGAAAGCUCGGCAAAGAGAACGAAAGGAACAAGAACUUACUCAGGCAAUAAUGAAAAAAGAGAGUGAGAUUCAAAAGGAAUCACAGAAGAAGCCCACUGAUCCUGCCUUGUCAAUGUUGAUCAAAUCUGUAAAAAACAAAACAGAGCAGUUUCAAGCAAGAAAAAAACAAAAAGUCAAGUAACUGGGUGUUACUUCUUUUUUUGUUCUCCUAAAAUAUACAGAAAUAGUGAAGGAAUAUUUACUGGGAACAAAAGUACCUUUCAAGAAUAUGAAUAAAAUCUUCUAUGACCAUUGUAAAAUUUUUACCCUAAAUAAUUGUUGGACCUAAUUGUGGAUGAU
Choloepus didactylus (southern two-toed sloth) is the source of this 2772-nucleotide messenger RNA. Its product is annotated as ESF1 homolog. Gene Ontology annotation, molecular function: RNA binding. Gene Ontology annotation, biological process: rRNA processing. Gene Ontology annotation, cellular component: nucleus. The record is from RefSeq and is a predicted model, not a curated record. Lineage: Eukaryota; Metazoa; Chordata; Mammalia; Pilosa; Megalonychidae.